This is a messenger RNA of Strongylus vulgaris, 531 nucleotides long. The record is from the annotation of a GenBank genome assembly. Lineage: Eukaryota; Metazoa; Nematoda; Chromadorea; Rhabditida; Strongylidae.
AUGUCCGUUCCAGGACCUGGACAUUCGGAACAGGAACAAGAGCUACACAAGAGUCUUCUUCGCGAUGAAGAUGAUUUGGAUUCAGAGGUUGAAGGAGCACUUGCAACUGAGCAAAUCAAGCCCUCCGUCCCUCCAUCUGCAUUUGCUAAACAUAUUCAGGAUCCCGAACACGCGGCCCUACGGAAAGAGUACAGUAAUCCGGCUGCACAACAAGUUGUGGAAGUGAAAGCGGAAGAGAAGAUUAAAGUGUCAAUCCCAAAGGAAAGAACGGUCUCGCGAAGAAGGAAAUCCGAUAUGCCAUACUCAGAUUUCUAUGAAAGCAUUUCUUCGCAGAUUCCUCCACAGGUCAGUGUGAGAGGGACUGUGUCGGGUCGAACAACACCACUAAACGAUUACGAAGGGGAUAUUUUGGAGGAGAAUCCACAGUAUAAGAAUAAAGCUCCACCUCCUCCUGUCGUCCAUCGCCGAACUAGCAUCGAAUGGGAGAACUUUGAAGAGUCAAUGCGUAAGUUUUCUUAUUUAUCUAAUUAA